GAUCGCUCGAACUCAAUGAAGCAAAUCAAUUACUGUAUCGGACUCAUUCUCGUCAUAGCGAUCUUUGCGCGUGGUAGUAAUCAAGCUAUGCAAUCGCUUGUUCGCGAAUUGCCAGAAAAUGAUGUGAGUGAAUUGGCUAAACGAUGGGGUUACUACGGAUCGGCAACGGAUCAACCGAAUGUGGCCAAACCGUGGGGUGGUUAUGGUCCCUACUGGAAAUGGGACUUCAGAGGAUGA
This is a messenger RNA of Anisakis simplex (herring worm), 237 nucleotides long. NCBI's taxonomy places the organism in Eukaryota, Metazoa, Nematoda, Chromadorea, Rhabditida, Anisakidae. The record is from the annotation of a GenBank genome assembly.